UUUGUUUUGUAAUUAAUUGAUUGAUUGAUAUUAUGUUUAAUUUGUGUCAAAAGUCUUUCUGUUUUUUACAAUCAGUCAAAUGUCGUGACAUUUGUAUUAAAUGUGUUAAAAGUCAUAACAAAUGGACACAAAUGACUUAUAGCCGAUCACUGAAUGUUUGGUCCACAAGAAGUACACCACAAUUGAUAUCAUCUGUGAAGUCAAUUGUAAACUAUAAUCACACGAAACGAUGUCUUUGGACAACGUUUUCACAAAAUCAAAGAUUGGCUCAAAUAUGCAGAAAUGCUGUCAAAGAUACUAAACAAACAAUUGUUAAGAAUGUUAAAGAAGUGCCAAAAGUGGAUGAAAUAAAUGAAUGGAAACAAAUGAAACAAUUGUCUUUAACUAAGAAACUCAAGUAUAUGUUUGUCAAAUACUGGUAUAUCUCAAUCCCUGUCCAUUGUGUGACUGGACUCUUAUGGUUUGGCAGCUGUUAUAUCAUUGCUAAGAGUGGUUUUGAUGUGAAGCCAAUACUGGAGUUUAUCCGGCCGUACGCCGAGAAACUACCGCUUCCCGACUUUGUAUAUAAAGUGCUAAAUACUGAUACAAAUGCGGGAACUGCUGGUUAUAUAGCCAUUGCUCUAAUAAUGUAUAAGUUGGUGACUCCCGCCAGAUAUGCCACAACUGUUGGUGUCUCUUAUUAUACCAUUGAGUUCUUCGUUAAGAGAAGUCUAAUAAAACCCGUGCCUUCUGGACAACAGAUCAAAGCACAGGUAAUCAAAAGUCGUUCACAACUUAAUAAAGUUCUUCGCGAAAGACUCGCUAAAAGAGAAGAAUUGAGAAAAGGCUUUAAAAAUAAGCCAAAAACAAGAAUAAAAUGAUUUAAAAUCAAAAGUUAUAGUAU
Oppia nitens is the source of this 883-nucleotide messenger RNA. RefSeq lists its product as uncharacterized. The record is from RefSeq and is a predicted model, not a curated record. Gene Ontology annotation, cellular component: mitochondrion. NCBI's taxonomy places the organism in Eukaryota, Metazoa, Arthropoda, Arachnida, Sarcoptiformes, Oppiidae. The transcript is spliced from 2 exons. The coding region runs from base 33 to 860 and encodes 275 amino acids.